Malurus melanocephalus (red-backed fairy wren) is the source of this 768-nucleotide messenger RNA. Its product is annotated as lactosylceramide 4-alpha-galactosyltransferase-like. The annotation marks the transcript as partial. Gene Ontology annotation, biological process: protein O-linked glycosylation. Lineage: Eukaryota; Metazoa; Chordata; Aves; Passeriformes; Maluridae. The record is from RefSeq and is a predicted model, not a curated record. The transcript has a single exon. Gene Ontology annotation, molecular function: acetylglucosaminyltransferase activity.
AUGAUGGCUGUCUCCGAAGAGCAGGCUCUGAUUGGAGAGAGAAGGCUCAGGAUGCCCAGCUGCCUCCUAACGCUGACCAGAGUGGUGCUGAGCCACAAGCUCUGGGCUCUGUUUAUCCUCAUCUUUAUGAUCGUGUCCUUUGCCUACCACAAGUUUUACUGGAGGAUCUGGGACACAGAUCCAUCAUCAGUGUUGAAGACAGAGGUAAAGGGCACAGGCCACCCCUACACCUUGUCUGCUGAAAGCAGCUCUGCUUCCUCUGUGCCUUCUUCCCACAGCACUGCUGCUGGGCCCUCUCCUUCCCCAGAGAAUGUUUUUUUUGUGGAGACCUCGGAUCAAAUUAACCCCAGUUACCUGUUCUCAUGCUCUGUGGAGUCAGCGGCCAGGACACACCCAGGRUCAAGAGUUGUGGUGUUCAUGCAAGGUUUGGCUGGAGGGAACACAACCUUACCCAGUCACUGGGCUUUUUCCUUGCUAAGCUCUUUCCCCAAUGUGGAAAUGGGGCCCCUUGACCCGACCGAGCUCUUUUCUGGAACACCUCUGGCACAAUGGUACUUGAAGCCUCAGCUGCGUCAGGAGCCUCAUUUUUUACAUGUCCUAGCUGAUGCCUGCAGGAUUGUCCUCAUGUGGAAGUUCGGUGGCAUCUACCUGGAUACAGACUUCAUUGUACUUAAGAACUUGGAGAACCUCACCAAUGCUAUUGGGAUUCAGAGUCAUGAUGAACUGAAUCAAGCCUUUCUGUCCUUUAAGCCCAAACAUGAAUUCAUG